AUGGGGGACCUCGCAGCUCGUAACUGCCUGGUGACGGAGAAGAACGCGCUGAAGAUCAGUGACUUUGGGAUGUCGCGGGAGGAGGAGGACGGGAUCUACGCCUCCACAGGAGGCAUGAAGCAGAUUCCUGUGAAAUGGACAGCGCCAGAGGCACUGAAUUAUGGCCGCUACUCCUCCGAGAGCGACGUCUGGAGCUUCGGGAUUUUGCUGUGGGAAGCCUUCAGCCUGGGCGCCAUCCCCUAUUCCAACUUGAGCAACACCCAGACGCGCGAGGCCAUUGAGCAAGGGGUGCGGCUGGACCCCCCCGAGCAGUGUCCCGAGGACGUGUACAGGCUGAUGCAGCGGUGCUGGGAGUAUGAUCCCCGGAAACGGCCCAGCUUCAGCACCAUUCACCAGGAGCUCGUCAGCAUCCGCAAGAGGCACCGGUAACAGACCGCGGGCUCCCAGGCCAGGAGACGCUGCCCUGGGCCCCUUGGGCAGAGCCCACGUUGGUGCCGACUCCCCUCAGUGGCACUGCGAACGCCCGGUGUGACCGCCCAUGGACUCGUCUUCCACUAUGGCCUGGGUCAGCGCAGGCUCCAGCCAUCGCCAUCAGCAGCCCCAGGCUGUUGGUUGCCUCCUGGGUGCAGAGAGACCCUGGGCCGUGGGGUCUCCAGCCUGCGCAGCGCCAUCCCCUGCGCCUGCCCCAGCUGUCAGGACAGAUGGGCCAAGCCCUUCUCUUCUGCUUUGGGGGGGUAUUUCCUCUGGAAUAAAAACCACCCCUUCCUCACCCAGUCAGUGCUGUGGCACCCAAUGGGAUUGCAGGGACUGCGCUGGGUCCCUGGGGACCUGCUCAGACGAACUGGCCCCUUCUGCCCCUGCAGGGUACUCCCCAGGGCCUCAGAGCCAAAGCUGGUCUUUCUGUGCAGUGCCAGGAGCCUGGGGGCUCGGCCUAGCCUGGCUCCUGGGCCCGGGGGCAUGGUGCUGGCAGGCGGAAGAAGCCGCUUGGGGCUAAGACACACUGCGGGGCUGGGCCACUGGUCUCCGUGGAGCUAGGCACGUGCCUGUGGCUGGGGCACGUACCAGGCAGGGAGCUGUGUGACCGACAGCCCGGCCCAGUCUCUGGCUGGUACCUGAGCUGUGUGCAUGCUCCCAGGAAUGGCGCAUGCAAACUGGGUGGGCAGCCGCACCCCCGUGUGACUCUGGAAAUCCGGCUGUGGCCGUGCCAACCAGCACCACGGGCUGUGCCCCUCACUAAGACUGCUGCGUUCAGCUCUAGGCACCAGAAAUGGCUCUGGCAGGGGCCAGCAUGGCCCUUGCUGGGCACGGCAUGGGCAUCUCGUGUCUUAGGCAGGGCCUUGCCCUCUGUGCUGCCAAGGCCUCUCAGUGCCCGGAGCCGGCCAGCCCCAGCAUUUACCAAUGUUCUGGACUCCGGGUAUGGCCAUAGCACCAGUGGCCCUGGUCAGGGCCCCACUGUGCCAGGCGCUGUACAGACACAGAGCCAAGAGACAGCCCUGCCCCACAGAGCUACAAUCUGAGCAUAGCAGGAACGACAGGUGCAUGCUGUGAUGAGUGUGAAGCUUGGUAAGAUUUGUAUGUUGCCAACGCAUGCCUCAGUUUCCCGCUGUGCUUUGUACUGCUGUGCUGUCACGGAUCCACAGGAUCUCUUCUGUGCCUCUGCUAUUAAA
Molecule: messenger RNA, 1667 nt
Organism: Terrapene triunguis (Three-toed box turtle)
Lineage: Eukaryota; Metazoa; Chordata; Testudines; Emydidae
Gene: FES
Product: FES proto-oncogene, tyrosine kinase
Exons: 4
Coding region: 1-429 (142 amino acids)
Biological process (GO): protein phosphorylation; positive regulation of kinase activity; multicellular organism development
Cellular component (GO): signaling receptor complex
Molecular function (GO): transmembrane receptor protein tyrosine kinase activity; ATP binding
Source: RefSeq, a predicted model, not a curated record